AUGGCAGCUUUUCACCACCACCACCAUCCGAGCGCGGACCUGCGGCGGCUCUUCCACCGGCUCACCAUCGCCUCCUCUCUGAGCAUCCUUUGCUUCUCCUUGGUCUAUCUCCUCACCGGAUGCUGCGAGUCGGAGCUGAUAGAAAACUCUGAGAUUAAGCCCCCGACGCGCGAGCUUCUGGUGUCAGGGUCAGGAUGGCCACACGAGAGAAACGGAACCAGCCUUGCCAAGGAGGUUACCACCGCGGUCGGCGAGGGCGCGUUCAGCGGUCAUCCCGGGCUGGAUGCGAACAGCUCGGGGAAAGAAUGGACAGCCACUCGGAGGUUACCCCAGGCGCUGAUCAUAGGGGUUAAAAAGGGAGGCACCAGAGCUCUGCUGGAGUUUCUGCGGCUACACCCGGACAUCCGCGCCCUCGGAUCGGAGCCGCACUUCUUCGAUCGGCAUUACGCACGAGGACUGGACUGGUACAGGAGUAUGAUGCCCAAAGCCCUGGAAGGCCAGAUUGUUAUGGAGAAGACGCCUCGUUACUUCGUUACUGUGGAAACGCCAGCACGGGUCCAUUCCAUGUCGCAGGAUGUGAAGCUGAUUGUGGUCGUCCGUGACCCCGUGACCAGAGCCAUAUCUGACUACACACAGAUCAUCUCCAAGACCCCCGACAUCCCUCCCUUUGAGAGCCUCGCCUUCAAGAACCGCACCACAGGUCAGAUUGACUCUCUGUGGAGCCCGCUGUGGAUUGGCCUGUACGCCCAGCACCUGGAGCGCUGGCUGGCCUGGUUCCCCAGGACUCAGAUCCAUCUGGUCAGCGGGGAGAGGCUCAUCUCUGACCCGGCCGGAGAACUGGGCAAAGUCCAGGACUUUCUGGGUCUCCAGAGGAUCGUCACGGACAAACACUUCUACUUCAACAAAACGAAAGGCUUCCCCUGCCUGAAGAAACCGGAGGGCAGCAGUAAACCUCACUGCCUCGGGAAAACGAAAGGGAGGACGCAUGCCUCCAUCAACCCAGAGGUGAUGCAGAAACUGAGGGACUUCUACAAGCCGCAUAACCAGCGUUUCUAUCAGAUGGCGGGCCAGGACUUUGGAUGGCAGUGACCCUUUGCCUGUGUGGAACCAGAUGCUUUUGUGAGCAUUACACUGCUUUGGGUCAAGUCUGUGCAAAUCUUCCAUCUGACUGAAACAGAUGCAAAGACUUAGAGUGCAAACAUUUCAGAGGACAGAGCCA
Micropterus dolomieu (smallmouth bass) is the source of this 1219-nucleotide messenger RNA. It is a transcript of the gene hs3st3l, whose product is annotated as heparan sulfate (glucosamine) 3-O-sulfotransferase 3-like. The coding region runs from base 1 to 1089 and encodes 362 amino acids. NCBI's taxonomy places the organism in Eukaryota, Metazoa, Chordata, Actinopteri, Centrarchiformes, Centrarchidae. The transcript is spliced from 3 exons. Gene Ontology annotation, molecular function: [heparan sulfate]-glucosamine 3-sulfotransferase activity. The record is from RefSeq and is a predicted model, not a curated record.